AUGAAGCCCCUCUCAAGGGGCCUUUCUUCAGGAGAGACGCAAUGGAUCUGGCAUCUCGAUCCAGCGACGCUGCACGCAAUUGAUUUCCUUGCAUAUCGCCUGGGCCUAUUCCAUGCCCCUCCGACAAGCACCGGCAGCAAUGGCACGGCUUGCUGUGGUGGUGGUGGUGGUGGCGGCAAUAGUGGUAAGACUGCGCCUUCAACGAAACAAAUGCGGGCUGACCGACUGAACCGCAUGGCUAAAAACUCUUCUCUUGUCGUUUCAUCCUCACAUCCCGCCUCUUCCUUGUGCAAUGGGAGACAGGUGUUGCACGAGGAGAUACGGCCAUAUUCAUCCUUGGCCAUUAUGCAGCAAAUGAUGCGAGAGUGGCAGAAGCGUCAGCGGGCGCUUGUAUUGCGUGAAGCGGAGCAGGCCUUAAAGGAUGAAGUUGAGUUUUCUACCACGAUGCGCCACCCAGAGUCGCUCUUCGCGGAUGAGGAUGCGGUGAUGUUUCGUUUCGGCAUGGGUGCCUUUGUGUCACCCGCUGCACCUGGUUUUUCAGGACUCUUCCGGCAGCACUGGAAAGACUUCAUGGUCACGGAGAUGGUGACGGAUGCAAGCGGGUCUGGCAUUGCACUUUCACGCGUGCUGGACUGGAGCGUGCCGCCCUUGCCAGCCUCCCUGCUGCACGCGGGCUCAGAAAAGGAGCAAGGAAUAGACGUGGAGGGCGGCCCGCACCCAUCUUUCUUUAGCGUAAACGUGGAGGAGCGUGUAGCAGAGCUGGUCCAGGGGGACAGCAAGAGUGGAGAAAUGAGCCAUACUGAAGUGAGCGAGGGCGAAGUCAGUGGUAUUGGGGGGCGAUUCUAUCUUCAGGCCUACCUUCACAAGCAGCACAUCGCCCACAGUGUGGCGCUCUCCAAUAUAGCGCAGACGCUUCGCAUGCACCCCACCGGCAUUUCGGUUGCCGGCAUCAAGGACUACAUUGGAGAUACCAUUCAACGGGUACGAUUGAAGAACAUCACGCCAGCGGCGGCUCUUGAAGCGAAUCGUGUCUUUCGCCGGAAAAAGUGGGCAAUGAGGUUGUCAGACUUCUCGUACGAAACAGAGCCGUUGUACCCGGGACGUUUGUUCGGCAAUCAGUUCAAGAUUGUGCUGCGAGAUGUGACUGCACCGCGGGAAGAUGUCGAACGUGCAAUAAAUGAUUUUUCUGUUCAUGGAUUUCCAAAUUACUAUGGCUGCCAGCGCUUCUCGUGGUUUGGGGGAAAAAAUGAUGCUGCCUUCGCAUUGCUGCAUCACAACUGGCUCGCCUUUGCAUUCCGUUUCCUUGGGUACACCAGUCGUGAGAGGACGCUGCGUGAGCUUCUGCAGCGUGAAAAAAAGUAUCCAAACCCGGUGCAGGACGAGUACCGGCGCAAUGUAGUUCGGCGUCUACGAAGCAUAGCCAUGGAUCCCGGCGAGUUGGAUGUGGCGCCCUUUCUGUCCUGCCCUGCGCUUGGUGUCCCACCAACCUCAGUCGAUGGUGGCCCAAUUAGCAAAAAACAGGAGCUGAUCAUCCUACAGCUGCGUGGGGCAUUCCUGGACCUGAGCAUGACGAGUCGCCGCUUGACAGCGCAGCGUCUGAGCAGUUAUCUGUGGAACCAGGUAUUGACACUUCGGCUGCAUCAUUUUGGAUCGAAGGUGUUAGUAGGGGAUAUGUUGAUACCAGAGACUUUCCGUCAGGUCGAAACAUCACCGGAGGAUCGCAAGGACUGGUACCGUGAAGGUAUUCGAUUCAUCGCAGAUGAUGCAGAGAAAGACAUGCAUUCUAUUACAGAUGUGGUACACGUCGGUUUCUCCUUCAAUGGUAUUCAGCGGCCAAGGAAUGCGACUGGAGAAUACUACCUUCAAGUGUGUGAAAAGUAUCGCCUGGAUUGGUAUGCCCAACACACACGAGUUGGGAUUCGUGAUUUUCUUGAGCCGCCACGACCCAUUAUCCGCAAGCCCUUAAACUUGAGCUAUGACUACAACAAGGCGGAGUCCAAGUUGACGUUAGAGUUUGCCCUGGAGCGUGGAUGUUACGCAAAUGUUGCCAUUACUGAGCUGAUGAAGCAACUUCGCUGUGCUGGGUCUGACGAUAUUCUCACACUCCCGGCCCCCGACGCGAUGUGGGAUCUCGGCGACCGCGACCCCGGUUACGUGACCACCCUGCAGGAUAUUUACAGUGGUUUUCAGGACGGCCUGGGCUUCGUGACAGAUGAACACGAAGUUCCGCUAGUGGGGGAAGGAAAGGUCUGGGACUGCCACAAUGGACCGCUCUUCCUUCCAGAGAGUGCAGACCCCGUGCGUAAGGCGUACCGGUGGGGUGAGCGUCAUCUGUUGCGCAAUAUGGCACGCCGUGCGCGGGAUGAGGAGAUGAUGAAGCGGCGGUUGUUUGAGAAACCGCUGGCGGGGACGCUCAAGGAUGGUGAGGUGAGCCAGUACGCUGGGCAUACCGUCCCCAUGUCCCCCAACACUAGGGCAAAGAAGAUCUUCUUCAAGGUCCUCCGACGGCAGCGGCGGUUCCCUGGAGCUCCGAAGGCCGCACCUCGCCUCAAACGUGGGGCGCAGAUUCAGAAGAGGACCGCCGUUCAGGCUCCGUUCAAAACAAUUGACAGGAACACAUGGAAUGUCACUUGGUGA
This is a messenger RNA of Trypanosoma grayi, 2637 nucleotides long. RefSeq names its product tRNA pseudouridine synthase. Gene Ontology annotation, biological process: pseudouridine synthesis. Gene Ontology annotation, molecular function: pseudouridine synthase activity; RNA binding. The coding region runs from base 1 to 2637 and encodes 878 amino acids. The transcript has a single exon. The record is from RefSeq and is a predicted model, not a curated record. Gene Ontology annotation, cellular component: nucleus. Lineage: Eukaryota; Euglenozoa; Kinetoplastea; Trypanosomatida; Trypanosomatidae.